UGGAGAUGUCUGCGAGGAAAUCUCCAUACCGUCUUAUCUUCCUCAUUUCUGCUCUUGCAAUCCAGUGUUUCGCCUCGGUCCACUCCAUCGGCAUCAACUAUGGAACUCUCGGCGACAACCUCCCACCGCCGGACAAGGUGGCUCAAUUUAUCAAAGACAAGACCAACAUAGACUCAGUCAAGCUCUUCGAUGCCAACCCCGACGUUAUCAAGGCCUUCGCCGACACUGGCAUCGCCGUCUCCAUCACCAUCCCCAACGGCGACAUCCCAGGCCUCACCACUAUCGGCGGGGCUGGCCAGUGGAUCGAGAAAAAUUUUAAACCAUUCUAUCCAGCAACCAAAAUUAAGUACAUUUUGUUAGGAAGUGAACUCCUCCACUGGGGUGACGCAAACCAGAAAAGCAGCCUCGUACCCGCCAUGAAAACCCUAAGCCAAGCUCUCCAGCAGGCUGACAUUAAGGACGUUAAGAUCACAACCCCUCAUUCUCUCAGCAUCCUCCUUCCCAACCCGAUCCCGAGCGCCGGGAGGUUCCACCCGGAUGUUGAGAAAUCCUUUAUAGCACCCAUGCUUGAGUUUUUACGUGAAACCAAAUCAGGGUUUAUGAUUAAUCCCUACCCGUAUUUCGCCUACAGCUCGGAGAAGGCAGAUUACGUUCUCUUCAAGCCAAACGCCGGUGUUCGGGACCCGAACACGGGGCUAUUGUACACCAACAUUUAUGAUCAGUUGUUGGAUUCAGUAUACAGUGCCAUGAAGGGCUUAGGGUAUGGAGAUGUGGAGAUUGUGGUGGGAGAGACCGGGUGGCCGUCCAUGGGUGAGCCCUGGUUGACACAAAACAACGUUGAGAAUGCCAGGCAGCACAACUUCAACGUGUUGCAGAAGGCUACCUCCGGUCAAGGGACACCGUUGAUGCCAAAACAGAAUUUUGAAACUUUUAUUUUUGCCUUGUUCAAUGAGAACCAGAAACCAGGUUCAAUUGCUGAGAAGAACUUCGGGUUGUUCCGGCCAGAUUUCACCCCGGUUUAUGACGUUGGAGUUUUGGGUCCACGACAGGAUGCUCCGGCAACACCUGAGCCGUCAAAGGAUAAUUCGACACCAGAAACUAAACCUGCUUCGGAAACACCUGAACAGUCAAAGGAUAAUCCGGCACCGGAUAAUAAACCAAAAAAGACAUGGUGCGUUGCGAAACCCGGCACGGAUGCUCAGAAGUUGCAGUCGAGCAUAGACUUCGCCUGCGGCAAGGUGGACUGCAAGCCCAUUCAAUCCGGCGGGCCAUGCUUCGACCCUACCAAUGCCGCCAUGGCUCACGCAUCAUAUGCAAUGAACGCUUUCUAUCAAUCAUCUGGAGGCAAAGACUGUGAUUUCGAUGGCAGUGGUGUUGUCACCAACACUGACCCAAGCAAAGGUGAAUGCAAGUACCAGUAAGGAAGUGAAAGAGAACACGAAAUGGCUUCUGGAAAAUGCGAAUGAUAAAUUAUAUAUUCAUGAUUCUUUUGUUUGCUAAAUAGAUAAAUUUUGAUUGAUAAAUUACCUAUUCAUUGUAGCUUUGAUUGGAUUAUUCAAGGGAUUUCUAUGAAGAAGUUGGCCAUAUAUAAUUCGCUACUUUAUUAUGAUGUAUAUCACAGUUCUAAAUUAAGUGAA
Cornus florida is the source of this 1637-nucleotide messenger RNA. Its product is annotated as glucan endo-1,3-beta-glucosidase-like. Gene Ontology annotation, cellular component: plasma membrane. Gene Ontology annotation, molecular function: hydrolase activity, hydrolyzing O-glycosyl compounds. NCBI's taxonomy places the organism in Eukaryota, Viridiplantae, Streptophyta, Magnoliopsida, Cornales, Cornaceae. The transcript has 4 exons. Gene Ontology annotation, biological process: carbohydrate metabolic process. Bases 6 to 1421 code for a protein of 471 amino acids. The record is from RefSeq and is a predicted model, not a curated record.